Racocetra persica is the source of this 724-nucleotide messenger RNA. NCBI's taxonomy places the organism in Eukaryota, Fungi, Glomeromycota, Glomeromycetes, Diversisporales, Gigasporaceae. The record is from the annotation of a GenBank genome assembly.
AAUCAACGUUAGCUAAAUCACAUGAUUCAGUUAACACGGAAUUAAUUGAAAUACAGCCAUCAGAAACUUCAGAAACAGAAUCAUUAGAAACAGAACCUAUUGAAACAAAAUCUUCAAAAUCAUCAGAUCUAGUUGGAUCAAAAACUUCAGAAACAGAAUCAUUAGAAACUGGUUCAUCAGGAUCAAAAACUUCAAAAUUAAAAUCAUCAAAAUCAUCAGAAUCAUUAGAAACUGGUUCAUCAGGAUCAAAAACUUCAAAAUUAAAAUCAUCGAAAUCAUCAGAACCAACUGAAACUGGUGUUCCUUCGUGCCCUCGAACUACAUCAAUUUCUAGUGGACCUGUAAAAAAAUACAUUAUGAAACUUUCUUCUAAAAAAGUAGCACAUAAGCAUUAUACAAUAUUAGAAAAGUGCUUUAAUAAAGUUGUUGAAACAAAUAAUAGUCUUUCUAAACGUGAUAACAAAGCUCAACCUAAAAAUAAAGUCAUUCCAUUCACAAUUGGAAAUUAUACUGGUUAUUUAGCAUUCUUUCCUUCUGAUGUCGCAGCGGAAUUAAAUAAAUUGGACGCAAUUGAUGAGGUCAUAGAAGAUAUUCAAGUUAGUCUUGCUGAUAAUUGCUAUUAUGAAUCUCAAGAUGUCUCUUCUGGUCUUGGACUACCUGUAUAUGGUUAUUAUAACUAUCCUGGUAGUGGGGGUGAAGAUGUAACUAUUUAUGUUGUAGACAC